Molecule: messenger RNA, 3307 nt
Organism: Mus musculus (house mouse)
Lineage: Eukaryota; Metazoa; Chordata; Mammalia; Rodentia; Muridae
Gene: Gabre
Product: gamma-aminobutyric acid (GABA) A receptor, subunit epsilon
Exons: 10
Coding region: 127-2781 (884 amino acids)
Biological process (GO): monoatomic ion transport; regulation of postsynaptic membrane potential; chloride transport
Cellular component (GO): postsynaptic membrane; membrane
Molecular function (GO): monoatomic ion channel activity; transmembrane signaling receptor activity; transmitter-gated monoatomic ion channel activity
Source: RefSeq, a predicted model, not a curated record
GCGCGACUGGGGCGGGGCGAGUGGGAGGAGUGAAAGUUGGAGCCCAACAAAACCCUCCACCUCGCUCCGAACAGCCAGACCUGCGCUGCGACCUCUACACAGGUGGUCGUGCCAGGCACCGCCGAGAUGUUGCCUAAAGUUCUCCUGAUGCUUCUCAACAUGUUCCUGGCCCUUCAGUGGAGGGUUGGACCUCAUGUUAAUCUGGAGAAUAAACCCCCUGCCCAAGAUAAGGUAGUCUUUGGCCCUCAGCCUCAGCCUGUGCCACAGCCUCUAACUCCGCCUGAAUCUCCUGCUGGAGAUACUGUAGUCUUCGGCCCUCAGCCCCAGCCCCAGGCUGAAUCCCCUGGCCAUGAUGAUGUAGUCUUUAGUUCCCAGCCCCAGCCGAUGCCUCAGCCUCAGCCGAUGCCUGAGCCCCAGCCUCAGCCGGAGCCGGAGCCUGAGCCGCAGCCGCAGCCACAACCACAGCCGUUGGCUGGGCGCCAGCCUCUGCCCCAGCCCCUGCCUUGGCCCAUGCCUCAGCCCCAGCCGGAGCCAGAGCCUGAGCCAGAGCCUGAGCCUGAGCCUGAGCCUGAGCCUGAGCCUGAGCCUGAGCCUGAGCCUGAGCCCCAACCAGAACCUCAGCCUCAGCCUCUGGCUGGCCGUCAGCCUCUUCCCCAACCUCUGCCUUGGCCCCUGCCACUGCCUUUGCCCGAGCCCCAACCUGAGCCUCAGCCUGAUCCCCAACCCGAACCUCAGCCUGAACCCCAACCUGAGCCCCAACCCGAGCCCCAACCUGAGCCCCAGACCCCAGGCCAGGUCCAGGCUGGGCGCCAACCCCGACCCAGACCUCAGCCUGAGCCCCAGCCCCAGCCUGAGCCUCAGCCUGAGCCACAGCCUGAGCCACAGCCACAGCCUGAGCCUGAGCCCGAGCCCCAGCCGGAGCCUGAGCCCCAGCCUGAGCCUGAGCCUCAGCCGGAGCCCCAGCCGGAGCCCCAGCCAGAACCCAAGCCGGAGCCUGAGCCCCAGCCUGAGCCUGAGCCUCAGCCCGAGCCCCAGCCUGAGCCCCAGCCUGAGCCCCAGCCAGAACCCAAGCCGGAGCCUGAGCCCCAGCCAGAACCCAAGCCGGAGCCUGAGCCCCAGCCUGAGCCUGAGCCUGAGCCUGAGCCUGAGCCUGAGCCUCAGCCCGAGCCCGAGCCCAAGCCGGAGCCCCAGCCGGAGCCUGAGCCUGAGCCUGAGCCUGAGCCGGAGCCGGAGCCGGAGCCUGAGCCGGAGCCUGAGCCUGAGCCGGAGCCGGAGUCGGAGUCGGAGCUGGACCUGGAGCCGGAACCGGAGCCCCAUCCCCAUCCCCAUCCCCAUCCCCAUCCCCAUCCGGAGCCCGAGCCCGAGCCCGAGCCGGAGCCCGAGCCAGAGCCAGAGCCAGAGCCAGAGCCAGAGCCAGAGCCAGAGCCAGAGCCAGAGCCAGAGCCAGAGAUGAAAUCAGAGCCCCAGUCCCAGCUGGAGCCUCAACCUAGUGGAAAGAAGCUUCCAGCAAAAGAACCAGAACUCACUGUUGAUUGCAUGACUGAACGCCCAGGUGGGAAACUGACAAGAGCUUCUCGAAUCCUUAACACCAUCCUGAGCAACUAUGACCAUAAACUGCGCCCUGGCAUUGGAGAGAAGCCUACUGUGGUCACUGUUGAAGUCAUUGUCAACAGCCUCGGGCCUAUUUCCACCCCAGACAUGGAAUAUUCCAUUGACAUCAUCUUCCACCAGACCUGGAAUUCUAAGAGGACCCAAGAGUAUGAUAUCACCAUACCUAACCAGAUGGCUCUCAUCCACAAGGAUGGAAAGGUGUUGUACUCAGUUAGGAUGACCAUUGAUGCAAGAUGCUCACUCCACAUGCUCAAUUUUCCAAUGGAUUCUCACUCUUGCCCUCUGUCUUUCUCUAGCUUUUCCUAUGAUGACAGUGAAAUGAUCUACAAAUGGGAGAAUUUCAAGCUCGAAAUCAAUGCGAAGAACACUUGGAAGCUAUUGGAAUUUGAUUUUACAGGCGUGAACAACAAAACUGAAAUCAUCUCUACCCCAUUUGGUGACUUCAUGGUCAUGACAUUCUUCUUCAAUGUAAGCAGGCGGUUUGGCUUCAUUGUCUUUCAAAAUUAUGUUCCUUCUUCUGUCACCACAAUGCUCUCCUGGGUCUCCUUCUGGAUCAAGAUAGAAGCUGCUGCUGCCAGGGCCUCUGUAGGGGUCAGUUCUGUGCUCACCAUGGCCACGCUGGGUACCUUGUCCUGUAAGAAUUUCCCUCGUGUCUCCUAUCUCACGGCUUUGGACUUCUAUAUUGCAAUUUGUUUCGUCUUGUGCUUCUGCACUCUGCUAGAGUUUGCUGUGCUCAACUUCCUGACCUACAAUAAUAUUAAACGACAGGCUUCUCUAAAGGUCUACCAACUUCCAACCAAUAGCCGUGCUAAUGCACGUACUCGUGCUCGUGCACGCACCCGCGCUCGUGCUCGUGCCCGUGCACGACAGCAGCAGGAAGUGUUUGUGUGUGAGAUUGUCACCUAUGAGGAAAAUGCUGAAGAGGGGUAUCAAUGGUCUCCAAGAUCAAGAAGACCUCAGUGUCCCUGGAGGCGGUGUGGCAGAAGCUAUGUGUGCUUCAGGGUUCUCAGGAAGUAUUUCUGCAUGGCUCCUGGUUGUGAGGGAGGCAGCUGGCAGCGGGGCCGCAUCUGCAUCCAUGUUUAUCGUCUGGAUAACUAUUCGCGGGUGCUUUUUCCCAUUACAUUCUUCUUCUUUAAUGUGCUCUACUGGCUGAUUUGCCUUAACCUGUAGGCUCCAGCCAGUAGCUCAUGGAGCAACCACCUCAGUUCCCCAUGUGGUCCUAAGCCCUUUUGCCAAGGGAGUUGAGAGACAAUAGCAGCAGCAGCAAGCCUGAGGAGAGUAUGUCUCUGCUGGUCCUCCUUCUGUUGGCCCCUUCACUCAAUCUUCUCAACAGCACUUCUCAAGUAACAGCUCACCUCUCUAUUCUUCAAAGAGUAUCCAUGAUGUUCAGUGUGCCCACAUUUGAACAGAUAAGCUAUCUCUCAUUUGUGUUUACAGCUAUUUUCCCCAGGAGGCUAUGGUUCCAUUUGUAGUGCUAAGGGGCCCAGCUCAGGCUCAGCCCCAGAAUGCACAGAGCAACAGUAUAGCAGAAGGAGGGUCCUCAUCCUUAAGUCUUUAAGUCAGACUAUUUGAUAUUUUUCUCCCUGCCCUCUCUUCCUAUACACACACACACACACAUACACACACACUCAUACACACACACACACACACACCACUCUCUGUAGGAGGAAAGGAGCCAGCAAGUGGGCCUAUUUGA